CAUAGUUGCAGAGCCCAAGAGAUUGAUUUAUGUAAAUGACUUUCUUCAAUCCCUUCUCUAUUCCCAUCGUUUUUCUUUCCAUACUUAGCUUCCUCAACCUGACGACUCCUGCACCUGGUGCAAACUACCUAUACCAUAUUUGUGCAAACACCACUUUCAGCGCCAAUAGUCUCUACAAAUCUAGUCUCAACUCCCUCCUCUCUUCACUCUCUUCCAACGCCACACACAACCUCGAAUUCUACAACACCACAGCUGGCCAAAGCACCUCCAACCCUCUCUACGGCCUCUUCCUCUGCCGCGGCGACGUCACGUCGGAAAUCUGCCGAGGAUGCGUGGCCGCUGCAACCAAAGAUAUUGCCAAUAAGUGCUCCAGGGAAAAGGUCGCUGUGAUUUGGUACGACGAGUGCAUGAUACGUUACUCAAAUGAGUCGAUUUUCUCCACUGUGAUCGUAAGGCCUGGAGUGUACUUGUUGAACGAGCAAAAUAUAACCAACCAGGACCAGUUCAAUAAGCUAGUGAACACCACGAUGACUAGCUUGGCAGGUCAGGCAUCUGAUGUUCCCAUCGGUGCUAAGAAGUUUGGGACCAACAAAGUGAAUAUCUCUGCUUUUCAAACGCUGUACAGCCUUGUACAGUGUACACCGGACCUGUCCAGCACUGAUUGCAAUCUGUGUCUUCAAACAGCAAUAAACCGUCUACCAAUAUGUUGUGGUGGAAAACAAGGGGGAAGAGUACUGUUUCCCAGUUGCAAUAUUAUAUACGAAUUGUAUCCUUUUUACAAUACACCUGGGCUUCAACCUCCACCACCUCCAACUUCCGUAGGUGGACAAGAAGGAAAAAGCAAAAUGUCAACAGCAACAAUAGUCGCCAUAGUUGCUCCAAUUUCUAUCUCCAUGGUUCUAUUCAUUGUGGGCUGCUGUUUCCUAACAAGGAGAGGAAAGAAGAAGGACAAUGUUGUUGAAGAAGAAAGUGCAUGUGAUAUUACAACUGUAGAGUCCUUGCAAUUUGAUUUUGUUACAAUCGAAAGUGCCACCAACAAAUUCGCAGGGGAUAACAAGCUUGGGGAAGGUGGAUUUGGUCAGGUUUACAAGGGAACAUUUCCUAAUAAACAAGAAAUAGCCGUGAAGAGGUUAUCAAAAAGUUCUGGACAGGGUACAGAACAAUUUAAGAAUGAGGUUCUAGUGGUUGCCCAGCUUCAACAUAGAAAUUUAGCAAGGCUAUUGGGAUUUUGCAUGGAAAGGGAAGAAAAGAUACUCGUUUAUGAAUUUGUGCCCAACAAGAGUCUUGACUAUAUUCUAUAUGACCCUAAAAAACAAGGACUAUUGGAUUGGUCAAGACGUUACAAUAUAAUAGGCGGGAUUUCUCGAGGAAUUCAAUAUCUUCACCAAGAUUCUCGAAUUCGAAUUAUACAUCGUGAUCUCAAAGCUAGCAAUAUAUUAUUAGAUGCAGAUUUGAAUCCAAAAAUUUCAGAUUUUGGCAUGGCAAGGAUAUUUGGAAUUGAUCAAACUCAAGGAAACACAAGUAGAAUAGUGGGGACAUAUGGUUAUAUGUCUCCAGAGUAUGCAAUGCAUGGAAAAUUCUCUGUGAAGUCAGAUGUGUAUAGCUUUGGUGUCUUGGUCCUAGAGAUAAUUAGUGGCAAGAAGAAUAGUAAUUUCUUUGAAUUAGAAGGUGCUGAGGACCUGUUAAGCUAUGCUUGGAUGAAUUGGAGGGAUGGUAGACCCUUGGAAUUGUUGGAUCCAAUUUUGGGAGAUUCCUUUUCAAGAGAUGAAGUCAUGAGAUGCAUUCAUAUUGGUUUACUAUGUGUUCAAGAAGAUCCAGCUGAAAGACCCACCAUGGAGACCAUAGUUCUCAUACUUAAUAGCAGCUCUAUUACAUUGCCAUCACCUCAACAACCAGCAUUUUUUGUUAAAAAAGAUACCAAAAAGCCAAGAAAGGGCCUGGAGUCUAAUAAAUCUACAAGCAAGUCAAUGCCAUUGUCUGUUAAUGAAGCGUCCAUUACUAAACUGCACCCUCGAUAGUUAUAUUCCCUACUUAAGGGUCCAU
Messenger RNA from Quercus lobata, 2043 nucleotides. RefSeq names its product cysteine-rich receptor-like protein kinase 10. Gene Ontology annotation, biological process: protein phosphorylation; defense response to bacterium. Gene Ontology annotation, molecular function: ATP binding; protein serine/threonine kinase activity. Gene Ontology annotation, cellular component: plasma membrane. The record is from RefSeq and is a predicted model, not a curated record. Lineage: Eukaryota; Viridiplantae; Streptophyta; Magnoliopsida; Fagales; Fagaceae. The transcript is spliced from 7 exons. The coding region runs from base 36 to 2018 and encodes 660 amino acids.